Daktulosphaira vitifoliae (grape phylloxera) is the source of this 4407-nucleotide messenger RNA. It is a transcript of the gene unk, whose product is annotated as RING finger protein unkempt. Gene Ontology annotation, molecular function: metal ion binding. NCBI's taxonomy places the organism in Eukaryota, Metazoa, Arthropoda, Insecta, Hemiptera, Phylloxeridae. The record is from RefSeq and is a predicted model, not a curated record. The coding region runs from base 197 to 2386 and encodes 729 amino acids. The transcript is spliced from 14 exons.
UUAAACAAUAACACAAGUCGUCAAAAAAAUUGUUAUGCUUAUAAUAGUUAUUUUUCGUGAUGCAGAGUGAAAAAUUAAAAUUUAUUGUAUGGCGUUUAAAAUAUUGUUCCUCGUGAUAUCAUUUUCAAAAAUUGAAGUUUAGAAGUUGCUCGUGUGAUUAUUUCCGGUCUUUUGAGAUUUUUGAGAACCUUAUAAUAUGCCGUCAGAAUCAAAAAUACCUGCCCAAAUGGAGAAACCAAAUCAUUAUUCCUAUUUAAAGGAGUUCAGAGUUGAGCAAUGUCCUCUAUUUCUGCAACAUAAAUGUACGCAACAUAGACCAUAUACUUGUUUUAAUUGGCAUUUUAUGAACCAAAGGCGUCGUAGACCAGUUAGAAAGAGAGAUGGUACUUUCAACUAUAGUGCUGAUGACUAUUGUACACAGUAUGAUGAAACUACUGGUGUUUGUACCAAGGGAGACGAAUGCCAAUAUUUGCAUCGUACAGCUGGUGAUACAGAGAGACGUUACCAUUUGCGAUAUUAUAAAACAUGUAUGUGUGUUCAUGAUACGGAUAGUAGGGGAUUUUGUACAAAAAAUGGUCCUCAUUGUGCUUUUGCCCAUGGAAAUCAUGACCUUAGACCACCAGUAUAUGAUAUAAAUGAGCAAAAGGUAUCAGAAAAUGAUGACGAGGAUAGUGGUGAUUUAGAAGGACCAAAUGUAUUAGAUAAAGAAAAAAAUUUAAUGAACGAAGAUCCUAAAUGGCAAGAUACUAAUUAUGUGCUAUCAAAUUAUAAAACUGAUCAAUGUCAAAGGCCUCCUCGUCUUUGUCGUCAAGGUUAUGCUUGUCCACAGUAUCAUAACAGUAGAGAUAAAAGACGCAAUCCAAGGAAACACAAAUACAGGUCAACUCCUUGUCCAAAUGUGAAACAUGGAGAUGAAUGGGGUGAACCUAGUAACUGUGAAAGUGGAGAUAAUUGUGCGUAUUGCCAUACUAGAACUGAACAGCAAUUUCAUCCAGAAAUUUAUAAAUCAACUAAAUGUAAUGAUGUUCAACAAGCUGGCUAUUGUCCUCGUGGUGUUUUUUGUGCUUUCGCACAUGUUGAUCAGGAAAUGAUUAUUGCUCGUGAAUCAGCUGCAGGCUUAGAAACAUCUACAGAUCUAGCUGAUAUACUAUCAAAUGCCAUACCAUCUUUAGGGACAGAAUGUCUUAGAUCUCCGGUAAAACAAUUAGAUAGUGAACAAAAAAUAUUAUCGAACGGAAGCGGUGAUCUUUCUGAAUGUACAUCAAGUAUUGGUUCUCCUAAUAAAGCUCCGGGUGCUCAUUUAUCUAGAUCUGAAUUUAAUGUACAACAAUACCAAAUAGCACACGAGGAUACUAUACAAGCUCUAUUAAAUUCAUUUGAUUCACAAUCUUUAUUACCUAACGUAGAACCUCAUAGAAGACAUAGCUCAAUAUUUGGACCUGUUGUAUCUAAUGGAAAUAGUAAUUCAUCAUCAUUUUUGAAUCAUUUUUCAUCCUAUCAACCUGCUACAACAAUGAAUGGAAAUCUGGAUGAAUUGGUAAUGGAAGAUAAUAUAAAUUUUUCUGUAGAUCAAGAACAUGAAUCUCCUAUUUUAAAUAAUCCUCUAUCUUCAAGUUUACAGGCCUCUGAUAUGUUAGGAAGCUCUGCCCCAGUAAACAUUCCGCUAACUCGUCAUAAUAGUAUUGGACAUUUUUCACCAACAAUAGCAUCACCUAUGAAACAAAUGCAAAAUAAUAUAUUACAUAAAUCUAGGUUUAAUCAACAAGAUGGUUUAGGACAUUUAAAUAUAGUUACUGGUCAUAAUUAUGGAUCUACUGGUUUAUUUGGUAUUGGUUCACCUGGAACUACAAAUACAUUUCCAAUUAGUCCUUCUAAUUCUAGUGAAGUUCAUAGAUUACAAGAAGAAUUAUUAAAUUGUAGAUCAAAAUUAGUUAGUUGGGAAUCAGAAAGAAUGUCUCAAAUUAGGUGUACGUAUGAUGCGUGGCAAAGAGAGACUGAAGAUUUAAAUACAAAAUUAAAAAUUGCUGAACAACAAAGAGAUGAAGCUAUUAAUCAAGCGAAAGCAUUACAACAAGAAGUAGAUUUAUUGCAAGGUUCUCCGUAUCUCCAUGGGUUACGAAGGGUUUCUGAAAUUAGGAAUUUAUCAUUAUCUGUAUUAAAAUCUUUACAGAGUCAAAUGAGAAAUGAUCUUGAAGAAAUUGAUAAGGUACUAUAUUUGCAAACUGCUACCAAAUGUAUGUUAUGUGAAGAAAGGAAUAGAAGUGUUACAUUAGGUCCUUGUAAUCAUUUUGUUUUAUGUAAUCAAUGUGUAGAUACAAUAAAAGAUUGUCCUUAUUGUUCAACUCCUAUUCUGUCUCAUACUAAUACAUCAACAUCGCAAGCAUAGAUAUAGUGACUAUUUUUAAGGAAAUCUAAAACUUAAAUUAUUUAUAUCAUUCAAGUUCUUGGAAGGAAAAAUUAUAUUUAUGAGUUUUAUAAAAUUAUAGACGUGCGUUAUUGUGUAUUCUGUAAUAAUGUGUACCACAUUAUACUAACUAGUAUUAUAAAAUAUUAGUUUGAGCCAUUUUUGUAGAAUUUAUACAUUUUGUUUUUUUUUUAAUGAUUACAUUUAAAUUGCAUUAAAUUAUUUAGCGUUCUUAUAAUAUAAAUUAUAUCAGUAAAAGUCAUUUUACUGGAAAACUAAAAACUUUAAUUAUUACUCAAUUAAAACUAAAGUCAUCUUAUAAACUUUAAAUUAUUUAUUUUACAUAUAAAUAGUUUUAUAACAUUUUAUUGAAGAUUAUCCUCAUGUGCUACAAUUAUUUUUCUGUUGAUAAAUAUACAGACAGACAAAUAAAACUAUAAUUACUUUUAAAAUAUAUUCUCAAAUCUUAAUAACAUUUUGUAUAAUAUAUAUUAUUCAUUAAAAAAAUUUUAAACAAAUAUAAUUUAAAUUAAUUUUCUCAUUGGUGAAAUAUAUUAAUAUAUACUGACAGUUAUCUAUUUAAAAUACAAAUUCAUCAAAUUCAUUGAAUAUUUUCUAUAUAAUUUAAAAUUAUGGUCUGUAAAAUUAUGGUUCAUCAGUGUAGCAUGUCAGGCUAAAUGUUCAUAAAUUAGAAAAGUUAAAAUAAAAAAUUUUAAUCAAAGUCACUUAGUCACCGAUAUAUCAAAUAAAUGUGAUUAUUAUUUGUGUCAAAAUUAUGUUUUUAUUUUUGUAGCUGUAAAUAUGAUCACUACAAAUAUAUAAUAAAAUAUUAUGAAAUUUUUUUUUUAAAUAUAAACUAUAACAAUAAAAUUUAUUUUUCUAUUAUCUGUAUCAGUAACUUUGAGGUAAUUAUUCAACUAAUAUAAUUUUCAUUAAAAAAAAAAAAAUGUAGCAUUAUUUUAUUAGUUAAAGUGCAUUCAAUUUUUAUAAUGUCUUAUUUUUCUCUAAAAUGUGUGUAUUCAUCCCAUUAAUUAUAGAUAUAAGAAAUAAACCAUGUCAUAAUUUUAAGAAUUAUUGUAUUAUUUAUUUCUAAGUGACUUUGAACAAUAGAAAUAUUGUAUUUAUUGAUUUUUUCCUUUUAAAUUGAAAAUUGAAUUUUUUGGUUAUUGAAACAUUUUCAUUCCUUCUUUAUUAUAUUUUCAUCUAAUAUAAAAUAAGUUUUACUCCCUUUUAUUUUAAACAAGCUAACAUAUUGUUGAACUCAACAAAAUAUAGUAUUAUGUGUUUCUCAAAAUACAUUUUCUGUCACUCCAUCUAUGCAAUAUUAUUUUUUAUAAUAUUUAUAUUUGAGUAGAUCAUUAUGAAUAUAAUUAAACUACCAUUAAUAAUUUAAUGGCAUUCAUAAUUUAGAUCUUGAUGAAUAAUAUGUAUUAUUUAACUCAAAGUUUUAUCUUAUUUACCAAACAUUAAUUAUAUGUUGUAUUACUAUUUAAAUAUUUUUAUUUUUGAAUAUUUCUGUGGUAAAUUAUGUAUUUCCUAAUUGUGUUUAUAGUUUUAAUUUUAGAAUUUAGUUUAUGAUUUUAAAAAUUAAGAUAGAGUCUAACAUGUUUUUAUAAAAUUAGUAGUACCAGUUUAAUAUUUUAGUAGGUUUAAAGUACAUAUGAUAAAUAUAAAGGUGAUAAUUGGUUGUUUCUUUAGAAAGAGUUGAAAUCUAAUACAUAUUAAUUAGACAUUAGGCCUUUUUCAAAGAAUAAAUUCAAUUGAUAGAUGGCUGUUUAAUUAUAGGAAUAUUUAUGUAUUUCUAAGAAAUAUCAGAAAUAAGGAAAUAUUUAUGUAUAUUAAUGAAAUAUGUAUAAAUUAAUUUUUUAAUGAAUGUCAACUUGAUUAUUAUUGCUCAUUUUGAUUAACAUUAUGCUAUGAACAAAUUUAAAUAUUUUGAUGUGGACUCUGUGGUUGAUAUAAUGUAUGUCUUUUAAUAAAAACCAGUAUUAUUUUUUAAUUUA